This is a messenger RNA of Sarcophilus harrisii (Tasmanian devil), 939 nucleotides long. Its product is annotated as vomeronasal type-1 receptor 4-like. NCBI's taxonomy places the organism in Eukaryota, Metazoa, Chordata, Mammalia, Dasyuromorphia, Dasyuridae. The transcript has a single exon. Gene Ontology annotation, cellular component: membrane. Bases 1 to 939 code for a protein of 312 amino acids. Gene Ontology annotation, biological process: G protein-coupled receptor signaling pathway. The record is from RefSeq and is a predicted model, not a curated record. Gene Ontology annotation, molecular function: pheromone receptor activity.
AUGGAAUCUAAAGACAUUAUCCUGAGUGUUGCCUUCUUCUUCCAGACAGGAACUGGGAUUCUAGGGAAUUCCUUCCUUAUUUGUCUCUUCAUUCUUGUCUUUCUCAAAGGACAUAGGAUGAGACAUAUAGAUAUUAUUAUCACCCAACUGACCUUGGUCAACUGCUUGAUUCUUCUGUCAAAGGGCAUCCCCCAGACAAUGACAGCUUUGGGUCUGAUGAAUUUCUUCAAUCAAAUUGGUUGUAAAAUUGUUUUUUACCUUCACAGAGUAGCUCGAGACCUUUCCCUCAGCAUGACUUGCCUCCUGAGUGGCUUUCAGGCCAUCACCAUCAGCCCCAGCAACUCCAAGUGGGCAGAUCUUAAGGCCAGAGCUCCAAAGUACCUCAUUCCCUCUAGUCUCUGCUGUUGGACUUUUCACUUGUUUUUUUGCAGCUACAUUCCUUGGGGAAUGAAGGGACCAAAACACACCAGAAACAACACUCAGAUUCAACAUAAUGGAUACUGUUCUCACAACAUUCCUUCUGGAUUUCAAGCCUCUUUAUUUGCAGCUAUUCUCUCCUUUCCUGAUGCUAUUUUUUUGGGACUCAUGAUCUCUGCCAAUGGCUACAUGCUGUUUUUAUUGUACAGACAUCACAAGCAAAUCCAGCAAGUUUACCUUACCUGCCUGUCCCCCAGAGUCUCCCCUGAGAAUAGGGCCACCAAAAGUAUCCUGAUGCUAGUGAGCACCUUUAUUUCCUCCUACUCUCUCAACUGCAUCCUGACAGCAUAUAUGUCACUUAUAAAGUCCCCACCCUGGUUAGUGAAUACUUCUGCUUUUCUGGCUGCAUGUUUCCCAACUGUGAGCCCUUAUGUGCUGAUCAGCAGUGACUCACAAGUGACCAGGUACUGCUCUGCUCUUUGUGGGAAGAAACCCUCCAUUUGGUCCUGGAUAAUAGAAUAA